Molecule: messenger RNA, 387 nt
Organism: Orbilia oligospora ATCC 24927
Lineage: Eukaryota; Fungi; Ascomycota; Orbiliomycetes; Orbiliales; Orbiliaceae
Exons: 2
Coding region: 1-387 (128 amino acids)
Source: RefSeq, a predicted model, not a curated record
AUGUCUUCUUCGUCCCACAACCGACCAGUCUCUUCUGUACAAGGUGGCGCAUCCCACAUUAGCGGACCAGCCAACUCUGAUAAACCCUUAAGUGGAGAUUGGAUGCGCACGAAGCAAAAUAAUCCUGGAGAUUUGAAGGAUGCAUAUCAUCCCAGUACCGGAAGGGAUAAGAGUCUCGUUGAUCACGCAAGAAAAAUCUACGAUGAACUGAAGUUCCAAGGUUCGAACGCUAUGCAAGCCGCAUCGGAUAUGAUGAAGACCGGGGAACAAGAAGUUGGGGGCAAUCACUUGUUCGACAAAGCCGACGGCACGGAGAAAGAAGGAGCUAGAAUGGGAGGAAUGUUGAACAAGUAUACCGAUGAGGCCGCGCCUGGCGAAAGCUCGUAA